AGGCCCGCCUCGGCCUCCCAAAGUGCUAGGAUUACAGGCGUGAGCCACCGCGCCGGGCGGAGAUACUUAACCUUACUUAACUUUCUUUCUGUAGUUCUCCGCUUAGGAACAAAAGGAAAGGCAGCUUCAUGGAUGAAUGGGCUUUCAGCUUAAUAUUUUUCUUUUGGCAGAGUGGUUUGGGUUCCGACGUUUUUAUUUUCCUUUCACUGCUUUCAGGGAGCAAAAGAGAAAAACCUACAUGACUAUCUUAAUGCAGAAAAAUACUUGAUAACAUUUCACACCUAUUCAGGGUAAACAUUCUCAGCAAAUGAGGAAUAGAAAGAAUUUCCCUUAAUGAAACAAAGGUGAUGUGUGACAGCCUGGCUGUCAGUGUGUUCACACUAAGAUCAGGAACAAGCAUUAAUGUUGAUUCUUAUCACUCUUAAUUUAGCAUUACCCUAGAAUAUCUAGCUAACCUAUUAAGGUAUUAAAAAGGAAUAAAAGGCAUAAACGUUGAAACAGAAAAAAUUUUUAUUCACAGAAGAUGUGAGUAUGUACAUGGAAGAAUCUGUAGUUAAACAACUAGAUACUAGUAACACACAGUUUAGGAACUUCAGAAAAUAAGGUCAGUAUUUUUAAAAAGCACUUGUAUUUCUGUAACCUAGCAGCAAACAGUUAAAAAAUGAAAUACAUAUUUAUACUACCAUCAAAAACAAAAUAUUUAAACUUCUAAGAGUAAAUGUAGGGGAAUAUCUGUUUGACUUUGGAAUAGGUAAAGAUAGCACAGAUGGGACGUGAAAGGUGUAAACUAUGUAAGUAUUUAGAAAGAAAUAAAAAUGUUUUAAAUCCCCUUUCAACUGCCCUCAGAAGAAGAAAUUUCACUGUUUUUCUUCUCCAACUACAUGUAAACCAAAAAGUAUCAGAGUCAAGUACCAAUUUAGAUGUUUAUUUUGCCAUAGUUGAGGACAUGCCACAGAGAGAGGUCAGUGGCUUUCCCCAAAGAUGAGUUUGAGAGCUUCAUUGUUUAAAAAGGAAAAGUAGGCUGGAGGGGAAAGGGGAAAGGUGUGGUAAUCCACCUGUGACAAGAGAAAAGGAGCAGGCAGGAGAAUAGUUAUGCAUUCAUCUCACACUCAGUAAAUCAGCACUUUACAUAAGAUAAGGUGUGCAUAGAGUAGCUACUAUGGAGAUAUUUAACGUUUUAUCUGUAGCUAUCUCCUUAGGAACAAAAGGAAAGGCAGCUUCUUGCAUGACUCAGCUUUCAGCUUAAUGUUUUCCUUUUGGCAGAGUGAACUGGGAUCCCUAGUUUUAUUUUCCUUUCAUAACACCAUAGUAUUUGUUCACUUCUGUCUCAAAGUUGCUGGCUAGUGGAUGUAUGUUGUGUUCAUCAUAAUCACCACAUGAUAGCAUCUUUGUUCCUUCACAUUUCCUUCUUUUCACCCCUAUGUCUGUGUUUUUACUUUUACUUUUUUUUUAAUCAAAACAUUCACUUAAAAGUAUAGUGAAUACUCUAAUGAAAUCAUUAUACCCACCACCUUAAUUUACAGUUCUUUUCCUGUAUUUCUACUGGAAUUUUUUUCAAAAAAUUCAGAGAAAAUAACAUAUUGAACCCAGUACACAUUAUUCAGUUCUAAAAAUUAUGAAGUGUGGCCAGUAAUGCUCAAUUGACUUUUGAGGGUGAGAAGGGGUGGUUAAGCACAUCCAGACAUCAUUUUCACUCAUGAAUGUUCCAAAAGUUUGUAUACAAGGAAGGGCUCAUGUUUUUAAAACCCAAAAUUUUUUAUAACAACAAAAUUAAUGUUUGAUAAUCUAAUAUCCAAUUAGUGUUCGGAUUUCACUAGCUGUUAAAACUCCUCACAUAUUCUUUGUUGCAAUCAGAUCCAAAUUGCAUUGGAUCACUCAUUGCCUUAGAUUGACCAUGUGUCUGAGGACUUUUAUUCCUGACAGCUCACACUCCCCAUGCUAUUAAUUUGUUAAAGGCUUUGGUGUUGUACAGUACUGAAUAACUGCCAAUGCCAUCUGCCUGUGGCCUUCUCAAGUUUGUCUGCCCCUGUGGUUAUCCUGACUUCAAACCCGGGGAGACAGAGGCUAGAAGAGGCAGACAGCUUUUGUGUGUUCUCCUGUCCAGUGCAAAGAACACCUGGAACUCUGAGCCCUAAUCUUAAACGCAGGACCUCAUCUGCAGGUGUUCCUCAUCCUUUUAGCCCCUCAGUGAUAUAAGCAACAAACCUCACCCAGCUCCUGGGGCUCAGGGUCUUCACUCCCCGAUGAGCUUGUCCUGGAUUUGCAGGGAGCCUGGCUCCCUAGACCUUUUGGCCAGACCCCCACAGGGGAAUUGUGCAGAUCGGCCAUCUGCAAGCUUCCCUUCUCCAUGGAGAGCAGGAAGACAGUCAUGGGACCCCAGGGAGCCAGGAGACAGGCUUUCUUGGCAUUUGGGGAUGUCACUGUGGAUUUCACCCAGAAGGAAUGGAGGCUACUGAGCCCUGCUCAGAGGGCCCUGUACAGGGAGGUGACACUGGAGAACUACAGCCACCUGGUCUCACUAGGAAUUCUCCAUUCUAAACCAGAACUCAUCAGGCGGCUAGAGCAAGGGGAAGCGCCCUGGGGAGAAGAGAGAAGACGCCGGCCGGGCCCCUGUGCAGGAAUAUAUGCAGAACAUGUCCUGUGGCCCAAGAAUCUUGGACUUGCACAUCAGAGGCAACAGCAACUACAAUUUUCUGAUCAAAGCUUCCAGAGUGACACAGCUGAAGGUCAAGAGAAAGAAAAAAGCACUAAGCCCAUGGCAUUUUCCAGCCCACCCCUAAGACAUACAGUAAGCUCAAGGAGGAGGAACAGUGUAGUGGAAAUAGAGUCUAGUCAAGGCCAGAGGGAAAAUCCUACAGAAAUAGACAAAGUAUUGAAAGGAAUGGAAAAUUCAAGAUGGGGAGCAUUCAAGUGUGCAGAGCGUGGGCAAGACUUCAGCCGGAAGACUAUAGUAAUCAUACACAAAAAAGCACAUUCCAGGCAGAAACUUUUUACAUGCAGGGAGUGUCACCAGGGCUUUAGAGAUGAGUCAGCAUUGCUCUUGCACCAGAACACACACACAGGCGAGAAGUCCUAUGUGUGCAGUGAGUGUGGGCGAGGCUUCAGCCUCAAGGCAAAUCUCCUCAGACACCAGAGGACACACUCAGGAGAGAAGCCUUUUCUGUGCAAGGUGUGUGGACGAGGCUAUACCAGUAAGUCAUACCUCACUGUGCAUGAGAGAACACACACAGGAGAGAAGCCUUAUGAAUGCCAGGAGUGUGGGCGAAGGUUUAACGAUAAGUCCUCAUACAACAAGCACUUGAAGGCGCAUUCAGGGGAGAAGCCUUUUGUGUGCAAGGAGUGUGGGCGAGGCUAUACUAAUAAGUCAUACUUCGUUGUGCACAAGAGAAUACACUCAGGAGAGAAGCCUUACAGAUGCCAGGAGUGUGGCCGAGGCUUUAGCAAUAAGUCACACCUUAUCACACACCAGAGGACACACUCAGGGGAGAAGCCCUUUGCGUGCAGGCAGUGUGAGCAAAGUUUUAGCGUGAAAGGAAGUCUCCUCAGACACCAGAGAACACACUCAGGGGAGAAGCCUUUUGUGUGCAAGGAUUGUGAGCGAAGCUUUAGCCAAAAGUCAACUCUCGUCUACCACCAGAGAACACACUCAGGGGAGAAACCUUUUGUUUGUAGAGAAUGUGGGCAAGGAUUUAUUCAGAAGUCAACCCUUGUGAAACAUCAGAUCACACACUCAGAGGAGAAGCCUUUUGUGUGCAAGGACUGUGGACGAGGCUUUAUCCAAAAAUCAACCUUCACUUUACACCAGAGGACACACUCAGAGGAGAAGCCUUAUGGAUGUCGGGAGUGUGGGCGAAGGUUUCGGGAUAAGUCCUCCUAUAACAAGCACCUGAGGGCACACUUGGGUGAGAAACGUUUUUUCUGCAGGGAUUGUGGGCGAGGCUUUACCCUGAAGCCAAAUCUCACCAUACAUCAGAGGACACACUCAGGAGAGAAGCCCUUCAUGUGCAAGCAGUGUGAGAAAAGUUUUAGUUUGAAGGCAAAUCUUCUUAGACAUCAGUGGACACACUCAGGGGAAAGGCCAUUUAAUUGCAAGGAUUGCGGGCGAGGCUUCAUCCUAAAGUCAACUCUCCUCUUCCACCAGAAGACACACUCGGGGGAGAAGCCUUUCAUCUGUAGUGAAUGUGGGCAAGGAUUUAUCUGGAAGUCAAACCUUGUGAAACACCAGCUUGCACAUUCUGGCAAGCAGCCUUUUGUAUGCAAGGAGUGUGGGCGAGGCUUCAACUGGAAGGGAAAUCUCCUCACACACCAGAGGACACACUCAGGGGAGAAGCCCUUCGUGUGUAAUGUGUGUGGGCAAGGCUUCAGCUGGAAGAGAAGUCUCACCAGACACCACUGGCGGAUACACUCAAAGGAGAAGCCUUUUGUGUGCCAGGAGUGUAAGCGAGGCUAUACCAGUAAGUCAGACCUCACUGUGCAUGAAAGAAUACACACAGGAGAGAGGCCUUAUGAAUGCCAAGAGUGUGGACGAAAGUUUAGCAAUAAGUCAUACUACAGUAAGCACUUAAAGAGACACUUACGUGAGAAGCGUUUUUGUACAGGGAGUGUGGGUGAGGCUUCAUCUUGAAGUCAUAUCUCACCAGCCAUCAGAGGACACAGGAGAGUAACUUUGCUUUGUUACAAGCUUUAGUUGAGGCUAUAUAACUUGUUCGUGAAGAUAUAACAAAGGCAGACAGAAUCCAGAGGGCUACAGAGAACCUGAAUUCAACCCAUGUGUCCCCAAGAGAUUCAGAGAAAAGAGGUCAAUGUUUAGGGAACAGAGAUGCCAGCUGAGGGGAGGGCAUUACCUGGGCUAUUGGGGAAAUGUGGUCUCUUUCCUACUGAGCACAUAUUCUUGUUGUAUUUGUGUGCCAGGCUGUGCUUUCUAAGGACUGCUCUUAGCCAGUGACUGCAGAGCAGGGAUAGCAAGGCAGGCCUGUUACUGACACUCUCCCCAACCUCCUUGGACUGCAGGCAAUCUAGGACACCUCCACCAAACCUCCUCUUGCACUUUCCUUCCCUCUGGCUGCCUUCCCAGCCUUCCUUGGUUUGGAUGUUUUGUCCCCUCCUUAAUUUAUGUUGAAACUCUACAUAAACUGUUUACUGUUGAAACAGUGUAACAGUAUUAGGAGGUGGGACCUUUGGGAAGUGAUUAAGUCAAGUCACGAAGAUAGAGCUUUGUGAAUGGGAUCAGGUGCCCUUAUGAAGAGGCUUGAUAGAGGGAGUUUGUCCUGUGGCCCUUCUAUUUUCUGCUCUGUGAGGACACAAUGCUCCUCGCUUCCAAAAGAUGCAGCAUGAAGGCAUCAUCUUGGAAACAGACAUGAGCCCUCAACAGACAACUGAACCUACCGAUGUUUUGAUGUUGAACUUCCCAGCUUCCAGAACUCUGGGAAAAUAAAGUCCUCUUUAUACACUUCCUAGUCAGUGGUAUUUUGUUAUAACAGCUCAAAUAGACUAAGUAACUGCUCCCCUCAUCAUUCUCUCACAAUCAUAUCUUGAAAUAAAAUCUCUGUAUAUGCA
Messenger RNA from Nomascus leucogenys (northern white-cheeked gibbon), 5556 nucleotides. The record is from RefSeq and is a predicted model, not a curated record. Lineage: Eukaryota; Metazoa; Chordata; Mammalia; Primates; Hylobatidae.